CCUCUCUGUGACCCCAGGUUCCAGCUGCACGUGUGGGACGGGGGCGGUCAGAGCUCUCUCCGCUCCUACUGGCGCAAUUACUUCGAGAGCACGGACGGGCUGGUCUGGGUGGUGGACAGCAGCGACAGGCAGAGGCUCAAAGUGUGUGCCCAGGAGCUGAGAGCGCUGCUCCGAGAGGAGCGACAGGCAGAGGCUCAAAGUGUGUGCCCAGGAGCUCAGGGCGCUCUUUCAACUACCUGACCCCGUGUCCCCCCCUGACCCCAGGCCCUGGAGCUGGACUCCAUCCGCAGCCACCGCUGGCGCCUCCAGGGCUGCUCGGCCUUCACCGGCCGCGACCUCCUGCCCGGCCUGGACUGGCUGCUGGACGACCUGGGGGCGCGCCUGUGCCCCCCCGACUGACCACUGAGUGACCCCGAGUGACCACUGACCCCUGGAGUGACCCUGAGUGACCACUGACCACCAGAGUGACCCUGAGUGACCACCAGACUGACCAGAGUGACCCCAAGUGACCACUGACCCCUGGAGUGACCACAGUGACCCUGAGUGACCCUGAGUGACCACUGACCACCAGAGUGACCACAGUGACCCCACACUGACCCUGAGUGACCCACAAAGUGACCACAGUGACCCCCAGACUGACCACUGACCCCCGGAGUGACCACUGACCACCAGAGUGACCCCAGACUGACCCCUGGAGUGACCCCUCUGCCCCCAGACUGACCAGAGUGACCCAGAGUGACCCCACAAUGACCCCUGAGUGACCCCCAGACCGACC
Molecule: messenger RNA, 775 nt
Organism: Pyrgilauda ruficollis (rufous-necked snowfinch)
Lineage: Eukaryota; Metazoa; Chordata; Aves; Passeriformes; Passeridae
Product: ADP-ribosylation factor-like protein 2
Exons: 2
Biological process (GO): protein folding
Cellular component (GO): microtubule cytoskeleton; cytoplasm
Molecular function (GO): GTP binding; GTPase activity
Source: RefSeq, a predicted model, not a curated record